GUUGAUUUCAAUUUAUUGGCAAGUCGCACAUUGUGCAUUGAACAACGGGCACAGAAUACCAACAUGAACAUCAGCUUAUUAAAAAAAAUAACUUAGGAAAUAAGAAAUAUCCAAAAGUGCUCUUACAAGUUUUAUUACAAGUAUUAUCUAUAUUUUAAACUUAGAUUUUUGAGUUUGGACUUUGACAGUACAUAAGUAGAUGUUUGUUACUACACUCGCUAUGUUCUGAUAUAAAGAAAACCUAUAGUAUCAGAAAAGGGACAGGAUUUUCAAAGCUGACCGCAAGCCAAAUGCAAGAGUAUGGUAGCGGCAUUGCAAAUAAGUCGGGAGAAAGUCGCGAUGCCACGGACGGCCACUGUCAGGACGGCUUUCAUAUACAACACCACUACCCUGUGAUACAGAAGGGCUAUGGUGUUCCAAACAAAGAAUUAUCAGAUCAGAAAGUAACGACGUAUAGUAGAGGUAUAACGAGUUACUGUGAAGCGUCAACGAGUCAACAGUAUCAUAAUUCUAGAUAUACCAAUCCCUUGGCCCCUACUUUUAGUUCACCUCCAAAUUCACCACUAGUUGGACUAGUAUUUGAUCCAACGUCUUCCAACUACUCUAGUACUGGAAUGAUGGCUGAACGCCUUAAUUCGGAUCGGCGUACCCAAAAUACUUGGUCCUUGUCACACCAGGAACCAAUCGGUACGGGGGCAAAGAAAAAAAUUGUCAAAAGUCACGACAAAAGGAACGCAUAUAACGCAGAUCCUCGUUACCAAGAAAGAUUCAAAGAUAACAGUACAGAAACGGAUCGCCACAGAAAUGUAGAUAGGAACUUAGCUUCGGAUUCUACUUCUAGUUUAGAUUUUUUUGCUGAAGGAGAAAAAAUGGUCUCAGAACUUUGUAAUAUACCUGACUCUAAUUAUAGAAAUGAAGGGAAUAGUUUAAAACCAAAUCAAAAAGGAUCUAUUAAAGACGACGAUAAAAACAAAGCCUCUGGAUCUUCAGACAUGUUGCUUACUGCUUUGGAUAAAAUAGUUAUUCACGAUCAGAUUCCUAAUCAAAUUGUACAAUUGGCAAUAGAAGCUUGCACUGACGCAGAAAAUAUAGCAAUCGCGCAUCAUAACAGACCAUGUUUUAAAAAUAUCCAUUCAAUUUGUGCUAAGACGAGAUCCAACGUGCAGAAACCAGACAGCGCUGUUGCCAAUUUGCAUUCCCAAGGAAUUCCUUGGGUGAUAAAGAAUUUCAUAUUUUCCUUUGUCAGAAUUCUCGAUGGGUGGAAGGGUGUCAAGGAAUUGUUAAGUGAAAAACAUGAGACUUUUUCAAGAAUCGAAAACAAAUAUUACAGCCAAAACAUAAGAGAGUGUUUUGUUCAAUGGCAAGCAGUUACAAAAGAAAUGUUAACUCACAUUUAUAAAACAUUUAAAUGCCUCGAUCACGGCUUUACAAUGGAACAAAAAAGUUUUACACAUAAUUAUUACGCUACGAAUUCAGCCGCGCCUAGACACCAAAACCAGAACAAAUUUCAAACCACAAAGGCUCAUGUUAGUACCCCACGACCUGUCAGCGCAUCACCCCAAGCUUACAAUGUAAUGCAACCACCAUGGGCUCAAAGUCAAACACCAGCGGGACAACAAACCUACAAUGACAAUUCGUGGCCAUCUCGAUCUAAUGUGACAUACAAAAAAUUUCCUAUAGUCCACCCUCCAAAUCAACAGAACUUUUAUCCUCUCAAUGAUCAAGUCGAUAUGGAUAAUUACCAAAAAUCUCAAUACAAAUGCGAUCCAUGCCUCCGUGAAACAAAACCCCGGCAAUCCUGGACCAUUACGAAUGUGCCAGAUUUUCGCACAUUGGAACGAAUGUGCCUGGCCGAUCAAAAAGACUUGUAUACACAAUUAAAACAUAAAAUGGACGCAGAACUUGGAAAAUCACCUGAACAGCCAAUUUUAAGUAGUAUACCUUCUGAAAUAUUACAAAGAAGAGAAAUGGAGCUGAAAGCUAAAAUGAUUCCUUUAAGUCACGUUGAAAAAAGUUUGAUACCGAGCAUGUCAUCAUCGACUGAACUAAGAAGCUGCUAUGUACCAAAGAAUAACAGCUGUGGCGAUACCAAGGAAGAGGCAGAUUUUUUUGCGGCGUGGGGUCAGAUGGUCCAAAAAGAACCUAGUGAAUUUUUGACUCAUCACACUCAUAACAUUCAAGUUCCUUCUAAUGUUAUGACGAUCUCGAAUAAUAUUUCUGGCCCCGUGCAAUUUAUUGAUCCUGAAAAUGAUGAGUUUAAUGAAAUAUCCAAAGUAUAUAUGAAACCUGGCAGCUAUAAAGUGCCAAUAAAACCUUCAGAACCAACGUCAUCUCCUUUCUUGCAAAGUUCAACGCAGGAUAUAAUUUACGAAAAUCCGGUUGAGGAGAUUUCUAAUAUGAAGAUGAAAGUGCCAUUUUCACAAGUUACAUUGGCACCGCAACCAAAAUAUAAUUUAGAAUCGUGGCCCUGCUUGAUACAAAGACGCGCAGACGACGCUUUCCAUGACGAUCAAAAGGUUUGUUCUCGACCGACGUUAAAUUGUUUAGAUAUGCGUUCUGUUGAGUCUUUGGACAUUUUAAGUUCUAUGAUGUCGGAUCGAGCUUGGGAAGCUGCAAAACAGUCUGCUCCAAAAUUAAUGGAUUUCAUAUAUGAAGGUGUUAAAUCCGAUACAGCUCGCCUUUAUGACGCGUUGAGUUUUUGCGCAAACGUAGAAUACUCUAGUGAUGUUAGAAAUUCACCUUCAGAAAAAAAUGAUGUUUGGAACCGAGAGACAAUUUACAAUAGUUUUAAUAACCUUAAUAGUGAAGAAUGCCCUCAAAACAAAUCAUUAGAUAACAUUAACACAAUAGAUGCUACCACUGAUGUAACGAGUAAUGAUCAAAGACAAUCACCAGUCCAAGAACCAAUUGAAAAUAUCGAUUUUAGAUCGGAGGAAUCCGAAAAAAGUAACCGUUGUCCCAAUUACGAUCAGACGGGACAUUAUAUAAGGAAUGAAAAACAAAAGUCAAAAGUUGCUGUAUCAGGGAUGUGGUACCAUCCAAAAAAGAAAAAACCCCUGUCUGCCUCGAUCGUUAAGAGAUUUGAAGAUAUAUUAACCCAAUUAUCUCAUUUCAACGAAGCUAAUUUUAUACAGCUUGAUAUGGACAUAAAAGUGGCUCCGAGAUUUUAUGAGGUCGUAAAGUAUCCUAUGUGUCUUAACGAUAUUUCAACAAAGCUCAAAAAUUCAUCCUACACCGAAUACGAACAGGUUGUUCAAGAUUUUAGACGCAUUUUUAACAAUGUAAGACUUUACCUCAAGAACUAUCCGGAUACUACAAUGAAAAAGAACCUCAACAAGGUGUCGUCGGAAUUCGAAAAGAUUUUAAACGAAGCGUUUCAAAACAAUAAAGACGGGGGAAGAAAUAAAUCCAUAGAUAACGCAGAAAAUAAAGAUUUGAAUAGUAAGAGCAAUGAAAAGGAAAAUGAGAAACAUAAAGCUGAUUCCAAGAAGGGGGAGAUCGUUGCAGACUAUAAGACGAGCGAGGACGGGAGUGGCUAGGACUGGGCUGCGACGUGACGUUGAUCCGUUUACAAAUUGAUAGUACGUUUCAUCUGCAUUCCGCACGGGUGAUGAUUAUAUUGUAAUGGAACUGAUCAUCGGUUCCUUUUGGAAUAUUAUUGAUUUUUUUAUGUAAUCCUCUUUGUUUUGUUAAUAUUUAUUUAUUUUCAAUUUCUUUAAAAUGUAAUCGACAAAUCUAAACUUGUAAAAAGCUAAAGUUGUUCGUUAGGUUAAUUGAGAGCUCUAGUCAAUUCGAACGAAAUGAUUUUUAGCAAAUGUCAGUGACGUCACCAGAACUAGUAAUACAUAAGAUUAUCAAGUUAAUUUGUAAGUGCCUGCCAACUUUUUGAACCGACUUUUGAGGCUCGAUGUAUGGGUUGCUUUUUUUUCUCUUGUCUUGUUUUAUCUAUUUAGUUAGUAAUUACUCGUUUACUUUAAUUGUUCCUAGUUAUUUCAUUAACUCUAUUGAUAAUUAUGAUCCGUGUCUGAAUGGAGAAUAACAAAUUUAUGUUCUGAAAGGAAAACUCGUGCAUUACAUAACCGAUAGUCACCUGUCGCACGCUGUAUUGGAAAUUAUUUAUUUUUAUAUCUCGAUCUGUGAUGUAUAAUAGUUAGGUAAAAGUUAAUUAUCUGAAUCGUUCCUCCCUAUUGUUAGUUUAAUUAGAUGUAAAUAGUCGAAAUAAAUAACCAAUGUCGCUCGGAAAGUUAUUUAAGUAUUAUAUUUUCCUUUGAGAAAAUUAUAAUGAGCAACUAUUGAAAGCAUGGAAACUUACUCUUAUAAUGUUGCUUUGGAGUUGACACGAGAUACGCUAUCCUCGUUGCAGGAAGCUCUUGGUUCGUUGGCUACCCCCACUAUUAUUAAUAUUACUUUAUAUGAGUAUAAUGUUAUUUUUUUUUAUCAAAUUUGACCCUUUGCUGUUACUCGUUCGUAUGUAAUUAUUUUUUAAAAUGAUUUUUGACUACGUUUUACCUGCCAUAGACAUUAAGUGAAUUGCCGACGUCUUUUAGACAUUGUUUUGGUAGAAAUAUUGAUUCGUGAAUGUUUGGUUUCAAAAUUUAAAAAAAAAAUAAAUUUAAAAUAUAUAUAUUGACGUUGAAGUUAAUUUUAAGUAUUCAUUAAGUUGUGAUUUUAUUAAUUAACUUAUUUACCUAAAAUUAUGGCCAGGAACUUCUAAUGAUAAUACAAAAGUUGUUUCUUAAA
Danaus plexippus (monarch butterfly) is the source of this 4740-nucleotide messenger RNA. RefSeq lists its product as uncharacterized. The record is from RefSeq and is a predicted model, not a curated record. The coding region runs from base 291 to 3539 and encodes 1082 amino acids. Lineage: Eukaryota; Metazoa; Arthropoda; Insecta; Lepidoptera; Nymphalidae. Gene Ontology annotation, molecular function: protein binding. The transcript is spliced from 6 exons.